GAAACAAUCUUGGAAACCCCAAAUGUAAGGUAGCUAGACUUUUUGUUUUUUUGAUAAUUGUGGUGUCCGGGCUAACUCGUGCUCACCUCGACUAAUUCCACGGGAUAAUUGUCACCUCCCACCAGCAAUAGAUGCCUGAUAAUUUUGUCCACCAAGGCUAGGACGGAAUUCUCCUAGUAUUUUUGUCUCUAUUGAGAGAUUUGAACUUGAGACGUCAUAGUUCUCAACUCAUUGACCACUAGGCCACACUCCUGGGUGCAAUUACCAACAACCCAUAUUUGGACCCCUUCCAUUUCAACUAUAGAAUAGCUAUGUGAGGAAUUCUGAAAUUUUGGGGUUGGAGAGUUGAAUAAGAAAAUGGGGAUGAUUUCAAGUUUCUUGCUUUUAGAUGAUCAAGUCGAGAAAUCUCGGUUUUUGGCACAAUGUUGAGCCAAAUAUUAAUGUAGCUAGAAAUAGGGCAGCCUAGCGCACUAAGGCUCCCGCUGUGCGUUGAUCCGGGGAAGGGCUGAACCACAAAGGUUUAAUGUAUGCAGUCUGCAUUUCUGCUAGAGGUUGUUUUCAUGGUUUGAACCCGUGACCUCGUGGUCACAUUGGCAGCAAAUUUACAGUUAUUCCAAGGUUCCCCUUCUUGACGUAGCUAGAAAUAAUGUGAGGAAGUCAGAGAUUUUGGAUCUUAUUGGUUGGUAUAGAAUAGGAGAGAUUAAUAUUUAGCUUGUUUUUUAGUUUUUCUUACUUGGUAAUACCAUAUGGACCUUGACAAAAUAUUGGGUUUUGCUUGUCGGGUUGAAAGGCUGGUUCAGAAUUGGCUUGUAAUUAACUUAGUAGUGACAUUUAAAUGGAUGAAUUGCUGUCCAGAUUGAUAACAUUUUCCAAAUUGCUGUAGUUUCAACCGUGAAUAUAUCUUUAUGUAGAGUUCUCUACUUGUUGGCACACCUUUUGUACAUGGGUGAUUUCUCACUGUCAUAAACUUAUACUUGACUAAAACAUGUGAACAUUAAGGUAGAUGUGCUUCAAUGCAAGAUUGGACAAGGCGAGUAACGGUCAUAUCAAAACAAAGUAUGCAAACAACACACGUAAAGGAUAAGAUAAGACAAGGUCGUUCGGAUUCUGGAGGGAUUGAUGUUACUAAGAGGGAUAUGGUAGAUCUAAAUUCAUAUGGAGGGAAGUUGUGGCAAAACACCUAUAAUCUCCUAGUACCAAUGUGGAUUAAGCUAAGAACACAACAGUAGAAAUAAAGGAUCCAUAUAUUUGAUACCAAUUAUAGUUGGCUGUAAAGUUUAGAUUUUAGUUACUUUAAGUUUGGAUAUUAAUAAGAAUGAUAUUUAGGGAACUCCUAGUCUUGACUAUGGAGAACUUCCAACCUGCCCCCAAAAAUAACAUACUUACCAGUUAUUGGAGUGAAAUAUAGGUUAUAAUAGAGUGGAACUGACUAUAGAGGAUUUGUAUGGCCAACCCAACUAGUUUGAGAUCGAGGCAUAGUUGUUGUUGUUGUCCUCUUUUAAAAUUCCCUUGCAGAAAAUAAGGAAUCAGUGAUAUAUGCUUUCAAUAAUCUUUUGGUUGAUUUUUAAUAGCUUUCUCGGAGUAUAAUCUUCUGUUUAAGAUUUGGGCUCUUUCUGAGUUUGUUCACUGCAUGUAUACGUCUUUAAUCUCCAACCGUGAUCAUAGUGGGAGAAUGAGAUACUAUUUUCACUUCUUGUCUAUUAAGUUUGUACUAUAUUCUUCAUUUCCCGUUAUCAUCUUUUAAAUGUAUGUUUCAGCUUGAGGCUGAGUUUAAGAAAUGCUAAUUUACAAGCAAAGGCAAACAUGAGGAAAGCUGCUCAAGAAGAGAGGGAGCUUCUCUUGGGAGGUGGAGAAGAAUCUACAGCUCGCAGACGAAAUCUACAGACAAAAGCUGGAAUGACAUCUGCAGCUGAAAGCAUCACGGAGAGCCUGCGCCGCACUCGCCAACUUAUGGUUCAGGAGGUUGAAAGAAGUGCAAGCACUCUAAUGACAGUUGAUGAAUCAACAACCGUAUUAACAAAAGCCGAGAAUGAGUAUAAGGGCCACCGCUCCUUGCUUUCACGAACUCGAAACCUUCUGUCCACAAUGCAACGGCAGGACGUUCUGGACAGGGUGAUACUGGUGGUUGGAUUUAUUAUUUUCUCCUUGGUCGUGCUUUAUGUGGUAUCAAAGCGUGUGGGGCUGCUCAAGUUGCAGCGUAAACUCAUCGAAGCUGUGAAGUCCGGUUCAGCUGGACAGGUGGAGAUAAUAGCUGGAGCUGGUGGACAGGGUGCAGAUGUUGCUCAGGUUCAGAUGAAUCCUGUACCUGAGUUAAAUGUACCCUUAGAACAAGCAAUGCAUGAUGAACUUUAAACUCCCUGUAGCUUUGUACAUUUUCUUUGUUUCAUGCAAUUUCAUCUAUGAAGCUCUAUAUCUUGGUUACAGACUUGCAAGAAACAUUACAUUCUUUUGUUUCCUUUAUUCACAGCUCGCCUUGCUUCUCCCUCAGUUAUAUGUUUUUUGAUCUUGAUUUUGUAAACACAGAUAAACAGUAUAUCUCCAGUAACUUGCAGAGAAUGGAUAUACAAUAUUGUUUUGUCUA
This is a messenger RNA of Capsicum annuum, 2581 nucleotides long. RefSeq lists its product as uncharacterized. Gene Ontology annotation, biological process: retrograde vesicle-mediated transport, Golgi to endoplasmic reticulum. The record is from RefSeq and is a predicted model, not a curated record. The transcript is spliced from 6 exons. Gene Ontology annotation, molecular function: SNAP receptor activity. Gene Ontology annotation, cellular component: endoplasmic reticulum; SNARE complex. Lineage: Eukaryota; Viridiplantae; Streptophyta; Magnoliopsida; Solanales; Solanaceae. The coding region runs from base 1804 to 2352 and encodes 182 amino acids.